ACUUAGCAUCAUAGGAGCAUAGAUCUGAUUGGAAGAAGUCGUCAGAUCCAACCCUCUUAUUUAACAAGUGAUGCAACCGAAGCCCAAAGAUGUCAAAUGACUCAAUUUCGAGUUGGUGAAAACUUCUGACUUUCAAACCUGACUUGAAAAGGAACCACCAGAAUAAUAACCUCAAUCAGUUAUUCAAGCUCUGCUUAAAGACGCUCAGAGAGGAGAGUUCUAAUAAUACCGGAGGCAAUUCAUUCCACUUUCCGAUUGUCUUCAUUAUUAGGAAAGAAGGAGGGAAGGGAGGUGGAAUAGAAGGAAGAAAGGAAAGGAGGAAGGAAAGAGAGAAGAAAAAAGGGAGGAGUAAAUGGGAAAGAAGGAAAGAAAAGAGGAAGGAAGAAAGAAGAAAGAGAGGGAAGAUUUUCCUGAAUUCUCUCUUUGCCACUUCCGCCUUAUUCUGCUUUCUGUGGCCAAAGAGAAUAAGUCUAAUUCCUUUUCUUCAUGACAGACUUGAAAAUAUUUGAAAACCAUCUCUUAUUUCCGAAUCUUCUCUUCUCCAAGUUUGUCCAAUGCCAUACAGGUAUUAGAUGAGAUUUGAAUCCUUUAUUUUACCUUCAGUCCCAGAAAUAGGAACUGCUUCCCACCUGGGGCAACGCAUAAACUUCAGCUGCAUCAUCCCCACAGAUUCAAACCCAGGGACAGAUUCUGAAAUGAAAAGGAACUGGGACACGGACUAGGAGUUAGGAAAGAUUGCGGCAAGAUGAUGCAUCACCUGCUUUACCAGAGACAUACUUCUGCCUUCUACGCCCAUAAACAGACACGCAUCCUGGCUCUAAUAUUUACCAAAACUGUUAAUCACUCAACCAAUUUCCUUUCUUCCUUUUAGUGAAACUAUCUUGAAAUGAAAUGAGCUGUCUCAAUUGUAAAACGCUGAUUUGUAAAACAAGGGAAGUGUACUGGACUAUCUCUGAGGUCUUUUACCCAACUCUAGAAGCUGGAAAUGUCAAUUGUCACUUGUGCUUGAAUCUUUAAAACCGAAGAGCAAUCACAGCCCUGCAGCCCGUAGUUGAAACCUAUUUUCACAGGCUCCUCGGUGCUAAUACACUUGGGAUAUACUGAGCAUUAGAAGAGGAUCCCAGAGUGGUGGGGGAGAGAGGAGAGGAACCCCGGCUAGACAACCCAAACGUAAUCUUUCCAAGAUCGAAUUCAGCACCCGCCAGUACCCCACUGGGGAUCUAGCUGGAAGAGGGAAUCCGGACCAAUGUUUUGACUCUACUAGGCUUCCACGCUUCACCAUGCUUAGCUGCCCGGAGUUCUGCCUGUUUUCUCUUUACCAAACAAUUUGGGUUCUAGAGCCUAUCCAGGGCCCAGACAGGUAUCGGAGAAAUGGAAACAGUAAGAUGCUGAGCCCCACGCCGAACUCGCGGACCCACCCCCGGGGUCGAGGAGAGCUCUCUCCUGGUGUGCCCCGGCCUUUAUUUUCGCCCGCCCCUCCGGGUCAUGUGGGGCCUCCGAGAAAAGGACCCGUUUGUUUGCCCCACCCCCUCCCUCCCAAAAUGGCAGCCUCCAGUCGUGCACAAGUGUUAGAUCUCUACCGGGUGAUGCUGAGAGAGAGCUCCAAGUUCGCCUCCUAUAAUUACAGAACUUAUGCCAUCAGAAGGAUAAGAGAAGCCUUCAGAGAAAAUAAAAAUGUAAAGGAUCCUGCACAAGUACAAAUUCUAGUGAAUAAAGCCAAAAGAAACCUAGAAGUAAUUCAGCGACAGGUUCCAUGGUAUUCAUGGAUGUCACAACUGUACCCUACACUAGUAGGACAGCAUUCCCUCUUAAGUACCAUAUUGAAAGCAAUGUCACCACAGAUCUCUUCAGGAGGGUGCCUGAUCCACAUUAGUCAACUGUACUUAACUGACAAGCUUAUAAUUGAGAAUCAGAAGCCGAAAACCUAAUCAAGUUGAGAAGCUCUCUAGCAACAGCCGUGGACCAUCAUCAGCAGACUGUGCCCAAGGAUAUCUCGCAGCAUGAUUUCUGUUGCCUUUUACAUCGCCUUUAAAAAAGCCUCAUUCUCUGCCAGUAGAAACUGAAAAACUGAAAAAUGUUUCCAGUCUUUUGCUGCCUUAGUGGUAGAGUCUGAGAAUUCCUGUGGUUCAUGUGCUCAUCGGUAUAGCAAGAGCUCAAUCAAAGUAAUCUGUCAAUUAUCUUUUUCAACUUCAUAUUCAAGUUCAUCACCCAUUGUAGAAAAUAUUUCAAAACUUUGUUUCUUGGUCUUUUUGACAAUAAAAAAAAAUGUAUGUAUGA
Messenger RNA from Monodelphis domestica (gray short-tailed opossum), 2277 nucleotides. It is a transcript of the gene LYRM4, whose product is annotated as LYR motif containing 4. Gene Ontology annotation, biological process: iron-sulfur cluster assembly. The record is from RefSeq and is a predicted model, not a curated record. NCBI's taxonomy places the organism in Eukaryota, Metazoa, Chordata, Mammalia, Didelphimorphia, Didelphidae. Gene Ontology annotation, cellular component: mitochondrion; L-cysteine desulfurase complex.